Cinclus cinclus is the source of this 1127-nucleotide messenger RNA. Its product is annotated as myb-related transcription factor, partner of profilin-like. NCBI's taxonomy places the organism in Eukaryota, Metazoa, Chordata, Aves, Passeriformes, Cinclidae. Gene Ontology annotation, cellular component: nucleus. The record is from RefSeq and is a predicted model, not a curated record. The coding region runs from base 1 to 1020 and encodes 339 amino acids. The transcript is spliced from 2 exons.
AUGGCGGCGGCGGGCGGCGGCGGCGGGGCGCGGCGGGGGCUGCUGAAGCGGAAGCCGAACUUCACGCUGCAGGAGCUGGAGGUACUGAUGAGCGAAGUGCUCCGGUACGAGCCGCUGCUGUUCGGCGCCGCGGCUGGUACCGUGAAUGCAUACGAGAAGCAGAAGAUCUGGUGGCGGAUCACGCACAAGGUGAACGCAGCCGGCCGCCACCAGCGCGACAUCGGCGAGGUGAAGAACCGCUGGCGGGGGCUACGCCGCCGCGCCGGGGACAAGAUCAGCCGGCACCGGCUGGAGCGGCAGGCCCCGGCGGGCAGGGCCUCCGCCAGGAACGGGAACACCAUCAGCAUCGGCAAUAACGGGAGCAACGGGAACGGCGCGGCCGAGCCCGGCCCGGGACCCGCCCCCGUCCCUGCCCCCGUCUGGGGUCUUCGCGGCGCCGCCGGAACCGAGCCUCCGAUGCGCAGCGCCGAGGGGUCGGCACAGCACGGUGUGAAGGAGGAGCCGGAGAAGGAGGAGCCUGUGGAGGUGAAGACUGAGCCCUUCCACGGUCCCGCUGCUGGCGGCAUUCCCGGCCGCGGCUCAGACUGCCGGCUGCCCCGCUCCGGCAUCUGCCCGCCCAGCGAGCUGUGUGAGGGCUGGAGCCGGAGCCCCCCGCGCCCCGCACCCUCCGAACUCUCCCUCGGCGACCUAGGCGGGCAGCAGGAGACGCUGGGCUCCGACUUCCCGAGUCUGCUAUUGGAGCAGGAGGCCGAGCAGCUCAAUCACUGCGGCUCGAGAGAGGCGGGGCCCCCCGGGCCGGCGGGGUUGGACGAGACCCCCGAGUGCCCCCAGCUCAGCCUCGUGCAGUCCAAUGAGCGGCUGGUGCAGGAAAUGCGGGCGUUCCGCCGGGAAUACGCCGAGAGCCGUCAUGAAACCACGGCUGUGCUGCGCGGCAUCGCUCAGGCACUGGGCGUGCUCAGCCGCAGCCUGGCCGAAAUCCGUGACCUCUACCUCCGGGAGCGGGGGGUCCCCAAAUCCUGAGCCCCCCACGCAGCUGGCUGUGUACACACACCCCUACCCCUCCCCUCAGAACCCACCUCCCUGCUUUUAUUUUUUUAAUUACUAUUAUUAUUAUUUCUUUUCCUCUC